UCCGAUCACCGUCGCCGUGUCGCAAACACGAACGUUUCAGUGUUUCACCUACGGGAGCAUCGGUGUAAAAUAAAGUAUCGAGUGAACCGUCUCCCGCGUAGUGUACAAACCGACCGUAAGGCUAAGGCAUAGGAUACAGCAACACUGCUGUCGUUGCCGACUUGCGCCGCCCGUGUUGAAUAACAUAUUUUUUAUUUUAUUUUCCGGUUUCGAAACGUGGUGGUCGCGGCGCACACCGGAUACGGUUGGUCACACCGCAUUUUACGUUGUGAUUCGCGUGCGUGUGCGUGCGACGUAAAUAUUUGUUGUGUUUACAUGUUACUGCUUAAUAUUAUUUUUCGUGUCGAAACAGAAUAAUUGCUAUGAACCGUCCGCCGUGUACGGUAUUUUGACGUCCGUGAACAGCGUUUAAUUGUUAUUUAUUUAAUCUUUUAAGUGUACACAUGUAGAGUUUUUUUAAUUUUAAAAUUUCGUUUUUAUUUUUAUUUUUAUUUUUUAUGAUUAUUAUUGAACUUAUCUUUGCCGCCGUUGUUGACCGUUGCCUAUCGUCGUCAGGAGGAGGACGUCCGUCAACUUCGCCGUCACUGCUGCCGCCGUCAACGUUUACCGUUUGUUGCGUCCGUCAUCGUCGUUGUCGCGUGUGUCCGUCGCCCUACGUAAUUUUUGCUGUUUCUCGAUUACGUCGUGUGCAGUCUAAUCUUCACCAAUGGGCGACCGAGUGUAUGCGGCUGAAAAGCUUAUGAAAAAGCGUGUCAGGAAGGGCAGAGUUGAAUAUCAUGUAAAAUGGAAAGGAUGGGGACCUAAGCAUAAUACUUGGGAACCUGAAGAAAACAUUAUUGACACCAGACUUAUUGAUAUUUUUGAGCAAAGUCAAACACGCACAGAUAAUAAUUCUCAUAAACGAGGUCCUAAAAGAAAAACACAAAAUGCACAUAUUGAAACACCAACUACAGAACCUACCCGAAGUGACUAUGAAGAUGAAACUGCCGAUGGUGAUGUACCUGAUUAUAACAGCCAAGAUGAAGUCGAAGUGUGUCCAGAGUCUACUAAUGGUGCACCUUUAUUGCCCAGACAUGAUGAUGACACCGAAGAAGAUAAAACAAUUGAUGAUGAUUCAUUGGCAGAAAUGCCAAAGUUAAAUGCAGCUGUAAAAGUUGAAGUGAAAGAAGAAAAGAUAAGUGAGGAAAACAAGACACCAGUCAUAGAAGUAAAUGAUACACGAGAAGAAGAAAAAUUAUCUCCAAUAGUGAAACCCACACCUUCACUUCUAGUACCAUCUACACAGAAGCAGUCUUCCAAAUCACCUCCACCUUUACCCAAACCCCAUAAAGUCAAACGCAAAGCAGAGGUUUUGUCUAAAGAAUCUGGUAAAGUUGGUGUAACUAUAACUACCAGUCCUCCUAUGACAGAUUCUAAAGUGCCCAAAUUACAAUCUCCCACCAAUAUUCAAAACAUCAAUAAUUUGCCUUCAGUAGCACCUACUCAAGAUGGCGGAAGAACUCCUAAACGAAAAACAUCAGAACAUGCAGUUCCUGCAGUUUUGACAAAUCAAAUUUCCCCAGCACCUGAAAAUCAACAUUUAACCCUGACAGCUAUUCUUCAAAGUACUCCUACAAGUGUAAAGUCAAGAGAUACUUUAGCUGCAGCAGCGCCCAUCAGUUCCCGGACAUCUGGUGAACCAGCUAGGCCACAAGAAGAUGCUGCAACUGCUGUAACUCAAGGUGCUGGAGGUCAGCAUCAGGUACUUGACACAGCAUCUGUUGCUGAAACUCCUACUCAGCGCUUACAGUACAAAACGAUACUGGCAAAUCCUGGUCCUGAGUAUUGGCUUGCACGUAAUCCGGUUGUAGAUAAUGUUUUUAUUACUGAUGUUACAGUUAAUUUGAACACUGUGACAAUAAGAGAAUGUAAAACAGAAAAAGGAUUUUUUAAGUCUAGUGUUGAAACUAGAAUUUAAAAAAACUUAUGUUGAGAUUUUAUUUAAAUAAUAAUCCUAUGGUGUUAGAUAUAAUAUGGUA
Molecule: messenger RNA, 2018 nt
Organism: Melanaphis sacchari
Lineage: Eukaryota; Metazoa; Arthropoda; Insecta; Hemiptera; Aphididae
Product: chromobox protein homolog 2-like
Exons: 6
Coding region: 707-1957 (416 amino acids)
Source: RefSeq, a predicted model, not a curated record